Fusarium oxysporum Fo47 is the source of this 1878-nucleotide messenger RNA. RefSeq lists its product as uncharacterized. The record is from RefSeq and is a predicted model, not a curated record. Lineage: Eukaryota; Fungi; Ascomycota; Sordariomycetes; Hypocreales; Nectriaceae. The transcript is spliced from 2 exons. The coding region runs from base 223 to 1644 and encodes 473 amino acids.
AGCUCGCAUGGAAAUGAACGCAUCAAUGUGGAUGAGAGCAUUAUCUGUAACGAGGAGUGCGUAGAUCUCGUUGAUGGACUUUCAAAGGACACGGGGAAGAGCAGACAGAUAAAUGGAAGGCCUUCGAAACGAAAUGUCGGCAAGCAGGGCCCGUCGAGUUUCAGCACACGACCACUCGAGUACCGGUCGAACAAUAAUACGAGGCUAAGAUCUCUGGCUCCAAUGAAUCGCAUGGAUAUCCCAAGUGAACAGGGAGCUCAUCACUUUGAAAGGCAGACAAUCGAUCGUAUAUGUCCUGGUCAAGCAAGCUCUCGUCGAGCGUCGUUGCCAGAUAACCUGUUCUCCUCAGCAAACAUGGGCCAUUCGAUAUCAAACCUUUCACCAGAUCUCAACGGAAAUGCAAGCGCUAUUGCUGUGCUUCCAACAAACCCUCAACUGUACGCUGAUAUGGGUGGCUCAGUCCAGCACAUGAAGAAGGAAAUGAAACUGGAUGCCCCAGUUUCGGGGCUCCAGACAAAUCAAGAUACGAUCAACUUGAUGAAAAGACCGGCCGAAGGCAGCAAUGCACCCCAGAAGAAAAGCAGAAAGACCAAAAGUCACAACGAUGUUGAGGAAUCAGACCGUGAUCAUGAUUAUUAUUCUGGCAGCGGUGAGGUUGAGAAAAAGAAAGAAGAGACAUUCGCAUGUCCGUUUUACAGAAAGGAUCCAGUUCGCUUUCUUGAGUGCAUAAAUCUCAGAAUGGUUACUAUUUCAACCGUCAAGCAGCAUCUGAAGAGACGACAUGCAGCAAACUCGCAUUGCCCGGUCUGCAAUAAAGGCUUUCCCUCGUCAAAGGUAUUCGAGGACCAUGUACGGAAAGGGAGCUGUUCUCGCAGUAAAACAAAUAGCUUGGAUAGCAUACCUCCUCAUAUCUUGGAUGCUCUCAGGUUUCGUUCUGACAGACGUAUGUCAUCUAUGACUCAGUGGCACGAAAUCUGGGUGCUUUUGUUUGGGGAGUCGGAUACUACACCCAAGCCGCUUCUGGACGGAAUUGCCAAAGAGAUGACAGGAAUAAUUCGCGAUAUCUGGAGUCAAGACGGCAAUCAGAUUGUUUCAAACUAUGUCCAAACACGAGGUCUACCAGCUGGUUCAGGAGAAAUGUUGUCUUUACUACUAGAGCUUCUCGACAGAGUUGAGGAUCGAUUUGAAAACAAGCCGCUCCUAAAUGAGUCUGGCAAACAGCUUUCUGGUAUCAAAAGGCCUCUGAUGGAAGCCAACAUAGGAGCAAGAGACGACUCACGCCAGGACUCUGCAACUCUUGCCCACUACCCCUAUCGGGGGUUCAAUGUGUCAGACUUUGCAAAUGUCGAGACUUCAACCUUCCGAUCCAGCGAUCCUCUCAUGUCAAUUUCCGUUGCUGAAGACUCUUACGAUACCCAAUCAGCUGGGGUAGCGUUCGAACCAAGGGAGAACUGCUCUGAGUACGCGGCUAGUAGCUUUCCAGCGUAUACAGAGCCAUUGCUGUGUAUGACAGUAUUAAAUCCUACCGAUCAUCCUUAUGAUAUCUUCAGACAAGGCCCUCUAUCACAAAUGGCUAGGCCAGAGAUCGAUCAAGAUUGGCCUGGGCUCUCUGAUGACUAUUCUCUCAGUUUCUUGGAGGAGUAAACGAUCAGCUUGGUAUCUAUUCGAACAUGGAGGAAUUGCAUCCGCCAAUGUUUUAAGGACUUGCGGAAAGGUCGAUAUGCCUUUAAGAGCUAUAUUAUUAGAUAUAGCCUACCAUAUAUAAGGAUGAAGUCUUAGUUAUUAUUUUAUACCUCUGUUUGGAAGUAGCUUAACCGUUCUUAUCCCGCUGGAGUUGGUAAAAUUUAGAUUAUACUUAUCACUGAACCUUGAACCCGC